Molecule: messenger RNA, 3112 nt
Organism: Chaetomium fimeti
Lineage: Eukaryota; Fungi; Ascomycota; Sordariomycetes; Sordariales; Chaetomiaceae
Exons: 4
Coding region: 226-2811 (861 amino acids)
Source: RefSeq, a predicted model, not a curated record
GGGUGGCUUUCUUCGGUCUGACCGGUGCCCUGAGAUGGAAUGGAAGUCCGAGGAACCUCACUGCCAAGUGACGUUUAAACCCCCUUCACGCGCCAUUUACUUCAACCUCACCCGCCCAUCUUCGGCCCCUCGCCGCUCAGUGCCUUCACGUUUUUGCUACCCGAUGGACGAAAAACGCCACACCUCUUCUCCUGACCUUGUGGCGUGUUGAACUGGGGUGGCACAAUGACGGACUACUCAGUCGGAUACACAGCCGGCCUGAUCGCUUUGGCCAUCUUUAUAACACAACUCUGGCUUCCAACCGCCAUCUCCUUUCUGCUUGCCGGAGUGCUCCGCGAUGAAGAAACCGCGGCAACAUGGUCGGUGGCAGCAAAGCUUCUCCAGUCAUCGCAUUGGACGACGAUUCUACGGACCGACUCAGUGCGACCGCAUGCUGUUCGAAGGCCCGUUUUCCUCGCCUCCCUCGCUAUUCCAAUUGCAACCGUCUUGAUUGCCGUCUCUAGCGUGGUGACCCCGAUCGGUCUUCACGACGCCCUUGAAAUCGGAGAACGAGAGGUCGGCGACUUCUCUUAUAUCCGCGAUAGCAGUGCUUAUUUCUACGGGACGAGUCCUCGCCGUAAUUACACCUUCUCGAGACAAUGCUCCUAUCGCUUGAAUCCUGCACCAUGCCCACUCACAAACGGUACACUCAUCUUCAGCCUCGGUAGCAGUGUCGCGUCAUGGGACUAUCCUAAUAACUUGACCAUGGAGAUCCCUCCCGUACUUCGCGAGCUUUAUUCAAGCGGUACGCGCGGGAUCGGCACGACCGUGUCCAACUUCUUCGAUAUCGAGUGGCGACAGCUAACUAUGAGGGUCGACGAUGCUGGGAUUGUGAACCGCGGAUCUCCGUAUACCGUCAACAUGUUCCGUCAAGUCGAUAGCGUCGCCUUGGAGGACUCGAUCAAACUGGUCGAGGGUCUCAUCGUCGACACGCAGACCGGCGGCGUGGGCUUUCGAAACCACACGAUUCCUCAGCCUCCUGACCGCAAUGUCACUUGGCAGGAGGAUAUCCUAUUUAUCGAGCCCGUCACCGCCUGCGUUGACACGAACCUGACAUUCGACUACACCGAAUCUGAAAACAAGAACAUCUCUUCCUCGGGGCCCACUGACUACCGUCUCACCGACCGCGGCGGAUUCGUCAACCUGAACCGCGCCGAUCUCAACCGCACGUUUCCGUAUUACGACGGCAACCCGCAAGCGAACCCGGACCUCAGGGGCAGGGCGUACCUCGCAGCUCUGGUGAACAACUACUACACCAUGCUCUAUCUUAAUGUCACAAACCUGGGAAAUUCUAGCACGGGCGCCAAGUCAUUCCGCUACCUGGAUUCGGCCAUAGACAAAUCCUUUCCCCUGUGGACCACUACCCUCACCAACUAUAGGGCUGCCUCGUUUUUCAACGCCUACGGGGGUUAUCUUUUUGCCACCGGCUCGGGCGGAAAGAUGAGAUAUCCCAAUCCGUUUAAUGUUACCAAGAGCAGGCCCUGGUUUGAAUCGAUACCUAUCAUCUGCUCCGGCGCCGCUGGCGGCGACAUCGCCAACGUCACCAACAUCUUCGUCGCCUGCGGCCUUGUCACUGGCCCCCCCAGGCGGGUGGACGGCGGUCCGCCCGGCAUCUUUGAACAGGGCAGCAAGUGGACCACGCCCAUUUACUCGUGCGCAACGGCCGUCCGCGCAACCAUCAAAACAGUAACCUUCUCCACCGACCCCGGAACCAACCCAGCACGGCAGUCCGCCGAAAGCGCCCGCGGUCUGACCUCCUUUCGCGUCACCAACAUCACAGCCAAGACAUACCCAUCCCCCGACGCAUACCCCCUCUGGGCGAUCGAAGACAGCGGCUACGAACUAAGCGACAUCACCCCCCUCUGGGGCCUCAUCUCGCCAGCCUACCCCGCCGCCAACUUCCCCAACAUCUCCGUGGUCCAGCAACCCUCCCUCUACCUAGUCGGCCUCGGCAGCGGCUCCGUCAUGACCAACCCGACCUUCUCGACCUACGACAACAGCCCGGGCUACCAGAACCUGCCCGCGGCCGACUUCCCCUUCCGCGUCGCCAACACCGUCUACGCCGGCGACGCGGGCACCUCCAACGGCGUCAGCAGCUCCGACUGGCCCUUCGACCUCGUCGGCCGCGCCGACAUGGCCGUCUUCACCCGCUGGCAGAACCUGACCGCCACCGCCGACGGCGCGAGCCGCAUGAUCAACCUGCUCUGGACCGACCUCGCCGCCUCGGCCGUGGUCGGCACCAAGGGCAUCGCCACAAGCCCCGCGACCGAGGAUAGCCCCGCGCCGGUCGUCCAUGUCUACCCCGCCGUGCACAAGGUCAAGUACCACUACGCGUACGGCAUCCCGGCCUUUGCGCUGCUGGUGGUGCUGGGGCUGGUGACGGUGGGCGCGCUGGUGGUGUGGGCGAUGGGGUUGUCGAGUUUGGCUAAGCUAAGGAUACGGCUGCAGCAGCUGUCGGCGGGCAGGAUCUUCACGAUUGUGCUGUACCCCGGGGAGAGCGACUUCAAGAUGACGCCCAAGGAGUGGGGGUUGAUGAGCGGGGGGAAGACGGUCAAGUUUGCGGAUGGGGAGGGGGCGGCGGCGGUUCCGACGGAGGAGGAUGCGUUGACGACGCCGACGACGGCGGGUGGGGCUGCUUCAUUGGCUGGGACGGAUGGUAAGGUUGAUAUUGUGGAGGAUGUGGGAUCUGUACAUCAUAUGCAUGAUAUGUAUGACGGCCAGCAGCAUGGCGGGUAUAUCGCUUUGGACCCCCUGAGCUAUGGGAAUAGGUGAGCAGGUGACUUGACUCUGCUCUGGGAUAGUUCAGGUUACCUACCUAGGUGGGUAGAUGUAUAUUCAUAUACUAUACACAAAAGAAAGACAUAACGCAACAUUGCAACAACCAACUAGGCUUGUAAUAGAACCAUGAGCCAGGAUUUCCGCUUGUUCCCACAAUACAAGCACCAUGUCUUCAUAUCCCCAAAGCUCCUGGCUCGGAUUCAGACAGCUCCACUUCGAGUUUCAAGGUUUAUUUCCUAAUCCAUCUUCAAGUUCUACAUAUCUCCUGCCCCUACACUUCGUUUUCCCCCGACGC